Sarcophilus harrisii (Tasmanian devil) is the source of this 3297-nucleotide messenger RNA. Its product is annotated as ATP-dependent translocase ABCB1. The record is from RefSeq and is a predicted model, not a curated record. Gene Ontology annotation, cellular component: membrane. Gene Ontology annotation, biological process: transmembrane transport. NCBI's taxonomy places the organism in Eukaryota, Metazoa, Chordata, Mammalia, Dasyuromorphia, Dasyuridae. Gene Ontology annotation, molecular function: ATP binding; ATP hydrolysis activity; ABC-type transporter activity. The transcript is spliced from 18 exons.
AUGUUUUAUAUUAUUUAGAAUCCAACUAUUGACAGCUUUUCAACGAAUGGCCAUAAACCAGAUAAUAUUAAAGGAAACUUAGAGUUCAAAAAUGUUCAUUUCACUUACCCAUCUCGGAAAGAGGUCAAGAUUUUGAAGGGCCUCAAUCUCAAGGUUUACAGUGGACAAACAGUAGCCUUGGUUGGAAGCAGUGGCUGUGGGAAAAGUACAACUGUUCAAUUGAUACAGAGGUUAUAUGAUCCCACAGAAGGCAUGGUCACCAUUGAUGGACAGGAUAUUCGAACCCUAAACGUAAGAUAUCUGCGGGAAAUUACUGGAGUUGUGAGUCAAGAACCAGUACUCUUUGCAACUACAAUUGCUGAAAACAUUCGCUAUGGCCGUGAAGAUGUCACCAUGGAAGAGAUUGAAAAAGCUGUCAAGGAAGCCAAUGCCUAUGACUUUAUCAUGAAACUUCCUCAUAAAUUUGAUACUUUGGUUGGAGAAAGGGGAGCCCAGCUGAGUGGAGGUCAGAAGCAGAGAAUAGCAAUUGCCCGAGCUCUGGUUCGGAAUCCCAAGAUCCUUCUCCUUGAUGAGGCAACAUCAGCCUUAGACACAGAAAGUGAAGCCGUUGUACAAGUGGCACUGGAUAAGGCAAGAGAAGGUCGGACCACUAUUGUGAUAGCCCAUCGUUUGUCUACAGUCUGUAAAGCAGAUGUUAUAGCUGGUUUUGAGGACGGUGUAAUUGUGGAGCAAGGAAACCAUGAUGAAUUAAUGAAACAGAAAGGUGUUUACUUCAAACUUGUUACCAUGCAGACAACAGGAAAUCAGAUUGAAUCAGAGGGUGAUUCAGAUGAACUGAAAAGUGAAAUAAAUACCUCAGAACCAACUACAAAAGGUUUUGAAUCCAGGAGCCUAAGAAGACGAUCAAGUCGUUCAAGUGUCAAGAAGACACAGACCUUAGAGAAAAAAACCACCGAAGAGGAGAGGAAGCUUGAUGAAAAUGUGCCUCAAGUUUCUUUUCUCAGGAUUCUGAAGAUGAAUAAGACAGAAUGGCCUUAUUUUGUGGUUGGUAUUUUUUGUGCCAUUAUCAAUGGAGGUCUUCAGCCAGCAUUUUCUGUAAUAUUUUCCAGGAUUAUUGGGAUCUUCACAGAAUUUCAUGAAGAUGAAAAAAGAAAACGUGAUAGUGAUAUGUUUUCAUUAUUGUUUUUAGUCCUUGGAGUUAUUUCUUUCAUUGCCUUUUUUCUUCAAGGCUUCACAUUCGGCAAAGCUGGAGAGAUACUUACAAAGAGACUCCGAUAUAAGGCCUUUAAAUCAAUGUUGAGACAGGAUCUACAUUGGUUUGAUGACCCUAAAAACAGCACUGGUGCUCUGACUACAAGACUUGCUACUGAUGCCUCCCAAGUUAAGGGGGCUACUGGUACUAGACUGGCUCUUAUUGCACAAAAUAUAGCCAACCUUGGGACUGGAAUUAUCAUCUCAUUGAUCUAUAGCUGGCAGCUAACGCUUUUGCUCUUAGCAAUCGUACCUGUCAUUGCAAUAGCAGGUGUUGUUGAAAUGAAAAUGUUGGCUGGACAUGCCCAGAAAGACAAGAAAGAAUUAGAGAGUGCUGGAAAGAUAGCUACUGAAGCAAUAGAAAAUUUCCGAACUGUUGUUUCUCUGACUAAGGAGAGAAAGUUUGAGCAUAUGUAUCAACAGAGCUUGCUGGGACCAUACAGAAAUUCUAUUAAGAAAGCACAUAUCUUUGGCAUCGCAUUUUCUUUCACCCAAGCAAUGAUGUAUUUUUCUCAUGCUGCUUGUUUCCGGUUUGGUGCUUAUUUGGUGACAAAUGCGAAUAUGGCUUUUCAAGAUGUGCUUUUGGUGUUUUCAGCUAUUGUAUUUGGUGCUAUGGCUGUGGGGCAGACAAGUUCACUUGCACCAGAUUAUGCCAAAGCCAAAAUAUCAGCAUCCCAUAUCAUCAAGCUCCUAGAACAAAAACCUGUGAUAGACAGCUACAGUGAGGAGGGACAAAAGCCUAAAAAAUUCGAAGGGAAUGUGUCUUUUAAUGAAGUUGUGUUCAACUACCCUAUUCGACCUGACAUUCCUGUGCUUCAAGGUCUGACUCUGGAGGUGAAGAAGGGUCAGACCCUGGCUCUUGUGGGCAGCAGUGGUUGUGGGAAGAGUACUGUGGUACAGCUACUUGAGAGAUUCUAUGACCCUUUGGCUGGAGAAGUGGUAAUUGAUGACCAAAAUGUCAAGACGCUUAACGUCCAGUGGCUCCGGGCUCAGCUUGGCAUUGUGUCCCAGGAGCCCAUCUUGUUCGACUGCAGCAUUGCAGAGAACAUCGCCUAUGGAAACAACAGUCGGGAGGUAUCACAGGAAGAAAUUGUGAAUGCAGCCAAAGCCGCCAAUAUCCAUCCUUUCAUUGAAACACUACCCAAAAAAUAUGAAACCAAGGUAGGAGACAAAGGGACUCAGCUCUCAGGAGGUCAGAAACAGCGUAUUGCUAUUGCUCGAGCCCUCAUCAGAAAUCCUCAGAUCCUGCUAUUGGAUGAAGCAACUUCAGCCCUGGAUACAGAAAGUGAAAAGGUUGUCCAAGAAGCCCUGGACAAGGCCAGAGAAGGUCGUACGUGUAUUGUGAUCGCUCACCGCCUCUCCACCAUCCAGAAUGCCGACCUUAUCGUGGUUUUCCAGAAUGGCAAGGUCAAAGAACAGGGAACACACCAACAGCUGCUGGCUCAGAAAGGCAUCUAUUUUUCAAUGGUCAACGUUCAAAGUGGGGCAAAGCACAUGUGAAGUCCUUUCACUCUUUACAUUUCAUAAGUUAAAUAUUUUUCUAAUUGUGUUUAAAAAGGGAAUCAUAGCCAUCAACUUCUGCCAGAAAGCAAGUCCUUUAGGUUGUUUCAUUUUUUAAAAUCAACUUCUGCUAUGACUGGAUCUCUACCCAUAGAAUUCAAUGUCUCCAGAAGAGAAGGAGCAACACUUAUGGAAGAUAUACCAAUAUGCCAUGCAUUAUGAAACUUAAUAUUGUUCAAACCUAUAUUGAGUAUACCGUUUCCCCAUCAAAAUGCUAUAGAUUUCUAUUAUGAGGUAGUUGGUUCAAAAUAAGAGAACACUAUUCUGUCUUUUUCUUUUCCUGGGUCCUACAGAACUGUACAACCUUGCUUACUCUUGUACUUAACUCUGCUAUUUUGUUACUUUUCAACUUUUAUUAUUAUGGCCAAAUUAAGUGAUAAUAAGAAAUGAAAGCAAGAUUCAUUCAUUAGUUUUGGGCCAAGACUGAAAUGCUGAAUCAUGGGAUUGAAUCUUCCUUUGUUAUGUUGUUAAUAUUUUGUACUGCUG